Molecule: messenger RNA, 347 nt
Organism: Protopolystoma xenopodis
Lineage: Eukaryota; Metazoa; Platyhelminthes; Monogenea; Polystomatidea; Polystomatidae
Source: the annotation of a GenBank genome assembly
GUUGUGCAGGAGGGUCUCGGGUCUAUCGGCAGACGAACUGCCAACGACUGGGGUCUAGAACGACACAACUCGUCAUAUUUGGGGAUCCACACUUCAGCACUUCAAGAAAAAGUCUCCUCUUUUCUCCUCAAAGUGAGACACUAUUUGCUUUUCGUAUCAGUCCCAUCUGCUUCGCUCGCCUCCUCCACUUCCUCACACGGCGUCGACUUUUCUCCUUCUUCCUGCUCGUUUGGUGGCUUGCUUAUUUUCCAGCCCGUCUUUCUGGCCUCAUCCUUAGUGCAGCCACAAUCGUAAUCGUCUUAAGCAUCAUUAUCAUCUUAAUUUGUCUCCUCUUCCCUCUUCACUGA